Messenger RNA from Lactuca sativa (garden lettuce), 670 nucleotides. Lineage: Eukaryota; Viridiplantae; Streptophyta; Magnoliopsida; Asterales; Asteraceae. The record is from RefSeq and is a predicted model, not a curated record.
UGGAUUAUGACACUAAAUAUUUAGGGAUAGUGCCGAGAUAUGGGGGCAAGAUAGAUUAUAAAUACCAACCAUGACUUCGAUAAAGCACAUUAACAUUUACAGUCGUAACUUGUGUUCCAACAAUGGGUGCAACUAGGGGCUUUCUAAUCGCAGCAAUGCUCGCCAUAUCAGUAGCCGGAUUUCCAUCGUUUGCCGAAGCUCGAUUGCUGUCACCGGUGCCGGCUCCUUCAAGUAAUGGUCCAUCGUUUUCAAUCGAUGAAGAGAGCAAAUCGAUCAAGCAAGAACACACCGAAGUGGAAGAAGAGAAAAUAAUGGGUGUCAUAGUACCACUAUUAUUUUGGGGAGCAGCACAACAAAGUCAAACUGAUGUUUUGGAAUCAUCUGCACCAUUGAUACAAGCUUCGUCUUUCUCAUGGAAAAGAGUUUUGGUUUUAGGUUUGGUUUUGUUUUAUGGGUUUUAGGAGAUUUACGAAUUGAUUGAUUUUUUUACUUCAAUUUUAUAAGAACUUUCCACGAAUUUCUGAAAGUUGUUUUGUUGAUUGUUACUUUGUUGGUGUAAUCGAAAUUUCUAAAGGGUUUUAUAGUUUAAUGUUAGGCUUAAUUAUAUAUUGAGCAAAACUUGCAUGGACAUUGUAAAAGCAAUAUUGUUAUUACUAGGUUAUGUGUGGAA